Messenger RNA from Hemicordylus capensis (graceful crag lizard), 2118 nucleotides. It is a transcript of the gene CDKN2D, whose product is annotated as cyclin dependent kinase inhibitor 2D. The record is from RefSeq and is a predicted model, not a curated record. Gene Ontology annotation, cellular component: nucleus. NCBI's taxonomy places the organism in Eukaryota, Metazoa, Chordata, Lepidosauria, Squamata, Cordylidae. The transcript has 3 exons. Gene Ontology annotation, biological process: regulation of cyclin-dependent protein serine/threonine kinase activity; negative regulation of cell population proliferation. The coding region runs from base 434 to 940 and encodes 168 amino acids. Gene Ontology annotation, molecular function: protein kinase binding; cyclin-dependent protein serine/threonine kinase inhibitor activity.
UGGGGCUGAGCUUGGGGACCGCCCCUCCGGUUAGCCCGGAGCUUACAGAGGGUGGGGCUGGGUGGUUUCUGUCGGUGCCGGUUGGUCGCUCGCUCAGACAGACCCCGGGGUUCUCCUUUGCCCAUUGGCAGCCCCGCCCCGAGCCAACCAGAUCCGACGGCGCCGCCCUUAGCUCUGCUUGUCACACAUUCCAGCAGCAUCUGCCCUGGGGUGGCAUCUUCACGGCGGUGGCACCGGUGGUUGCCCUCCCGACGGCUGCUGUGGGCCGGCUAGCGUGCUCCGUUCUCCUCUAGCUAGAGACGAGGGCAAUCUGAGCCAAAGGAGGCAGUGACAAUCAGGGCGCCGCCUGACCGACCGCCGGCCGGCCGCUAUCCCACUUGACAGGUGCUGGGAAGAGAGCCUGUGCGGUGGGAUUGGAGGCGUCGGUUCGGGCAUGCAGUCGGGGAACGCUGAGAUCCAGGCCGGGGACCGGCUGAGCGGGGCUGCUGCCCGGGGGGAUUUGGAUGAGGUGCGGCGACUCCUGCAUCACGAGUUGGUGCAUCCCGACUCACACAACCGCUUCGGCAAGACUGCGCUGCAGGUGAUGAUGUUUGGCAACAUCUUUGUGGCACAGGAGCUGCUGAAGCAAGGUGCUAGCCCCAAUAUCCAGGAUGACUCGGGCACUGCGCCUGCCCAUGAUGCUGCCCGCACUGGGUUCCUUGACACGCUGAAGAUCUUGGUGGAGCAUGGUGCCGACGUCAAUGUUCCGGAUGGCUCUGGCUCCCUGCCUGUCCACAUUGCUAUCCGGGAGGGUCAUGCUGACGUGGUGCGCUUCCUGGCAUCUCAAUCUGAGCUGCAGCACCGAGACUCUGAUGGGCGGACACCGCUGGAGCUAGCACAACAUCUGGGGCUUUCGCACAUCCAGGGCAUCCUUGAGCAGCACCUCUCUGUUCCAGCUUAACACACGGAGUGGGCCACCUUGCCUGGGUAGAGGGAGCAGGAGCAGCACUGAGCCAACUCCUCUCUGUAUACUUAGGCCCCCUUCCCCCAGAGACUCUCCAUUCCUUCCCAGGGCCCUGGAACAAAGGCAGCUUCUGCCCUACCUCAGAGUGUGUUUUCAAUUAUCUUUGCUGUUGUUUCUAUUUAUAUGUAUUUUAUGAGUUCCUUUCUGCUUCAUACUGAUCUCUAGUUUCUCAUAACCAUGCCAGCUCCCCUGGGAGACAGAAAGUGGCUGUGACACCCUCUGCUGUGCUUCUGCCCUGAGCAGAAAAGUGCAGUGAGCCAUAGCCCCCUCUGUCUUCCAUUUCUCUCUCCUUGCCUUAGGAGGAUGUUCCAGCCUCUGACAUAAGCAUCUUCUAAAAGCUUUCCAGUGAGACUGGUAUGUUUGAUGCAAAGGGCACCCAAGAGAACAGGUGGAGGGCAUUGCUAGGCUGGGGGUCUAGGCAAAACGCCAAAUGUUCCCAAAAAGGGCUGAGAUUCCCUGGAAUCCCAGCCCCUUUUGGGAACAUUUGGCAUUUUGCCUUCAGGGGGAUUCUUCAUCCCUGUUCUUUCUCCAUUCGUCUUUUACUAUGGAGGGUUAUACUGCAAUUCUCCAAUGUAUUGCACUUACUCCUUUGUGUGCUGGGCAGGUAUUUUAAGGGGUGUGGGCUGGCUACUGCAGCAAAGGUGGACACCAGUUGUGCUGAACAAAACAUUUUGCCAUGAUUUAUUCCUUUCUGUUUGGACAAGAUGUUUGGCCUCGCUUUCUUUUUCAGAGUAUGGGAUCCAGAACUCCAUAAUAUCUGUUUAGAGUUAGACAUUCCUUAAUCUUUCCUGUGAUCUCUCCCUAAUUUCUCCUAGGUUUCUCUUGGGAUGUUGUGCUCCUUAAGUCAUUACUGGCUAUUUCCACUGCAGCCUUUUAGUGGUUAGCCCUGCUCUGCCCUGCUCUACAUACACACAACAAAAAAUAUGUGCUAUAUUUGUUUAUCUUUGACUAAAAUGUUCUAAGGCUUGUUUUUGGCAGCUUGUUCCCUGUAAUGAAUUUGUGGAUCUGAGCUGUGUAUAUAGUGGAUUUUAAAGGAGGGGAAAUUCUAUUUAUUGUGAUUUGCAAGGGUCUGUUUUAUGGAAUGAUUAAUUUAAUUAUUAAAAGCAUUAAGUCUG